Molecule: messenger RNA, 2423 nt
Organism: Psylliodes chrysocephalus
Lineage: Eukaryota; Metazoa; Arthropoda; Insecta; Coleoptera; Chrysomelidae
Source: the annotation of a GenBank genome assembly
AUGGAUAAGUGGCUAAUAAAACGCACAUCUAAAGAUCCAGGUGGCGGAAGUCCUAAUAACGCAUCACAAAUCAAAAGAAUUAAACACGUAGUUCUUGACAACAGUGUCGCCUCAACAAUGACAACUACUGUUACGAGUAAUAUAAGUUGUGAAAACAAUGCCGCCACUUCAAGUACUAGUAGUGUUAUUACUAUCGAUGACAGCAGAGCAACAUCUAGUUCCACUACUAUAACUAUUAGUCAUAACAGCGAUGAUUGUAGUUCAAUAGCCACAUCUACCUUACACAUCGAUACAGAAAGUGACGCUUCAACUUCAAUUAAACAAGCAACAGCUACAUCGGAGACAACUGGGAAGCGUCAACGCAUUUUUAAAGAAUCGUACAUCCAGUUUGGUUUUAAAUGUACAGUGUUGAAUUUUGAACAACGUCCACAGUGCGUUAUUUGUUCGGAGGUUUCGGCAAAUGAGAGCAUGAAGCCGGCCAAACUGAAAAGGCACCUAGAAACUAAGCACCCACAAUUAAAGAAUAAAGAUGAAUCUUAUUUUAAACGACUUGCCACCAAACUAACGACACAGCAGGUUGAUUUCCAAAAAUACACAACAGUUAACCAAAAAGCCUUACAAGCAUCUUUCGAGGUUUCCUUUUUGAUUGCCAAAAAUAAAAAACCUCACAACAUUGGCGAGACGCUCAUUUUGCCAGCUGCAAUGAAAAUAGUUUCGAUCAUGCAAGGAGAAAAGUAUGCCAAUGUACUGAAAACAAUUCCACUAUCAAGUGACACUGUUCAUCGUCGUAUCAAUCUACUUGCUGAUGAUAUCAAAAUACAACUUAUAGAUCACGUGAAAGAGAGUCCCUAUUAUGCUAUUCAGCUGGAUGAAAGCACUGAUGUAGCUAAUGUAGCUCAACUUCUGAUAUUUAUCCGAUACCGAUAUGAAAACGACAUAUGCGAAGAUUUGUUAUUUUGUCAGGGAUUAAAAGGAAGAACAACCGGUGAAGCAAUUUUUAAUGCAGUUAAUACCUUUUUUGAACUCCAUGACAUAAAGUGGGAAUAUUGUGUAUCUGUGUGUACAGACGGCGCAGCUGCAUUGACCGGCUCCAAAACAGGAUUCAAAGCAAAAGUAACUGAGAUUGCACCUCACGUAGGCUUUGUUCACUGUAUGAUUCACCGUGAAGCCCUUGCAGCAAAACAUUUGCAACCAGAUGUAAAUAAAGUGUUGGAACAAGUCGUAACAAUAAUAAAUUUUAUUAAAGCUCGCGCAUUAAACAGUCGCCUUUUCAAAAUAAUGUGUCGUGAAAUGGGAUCAGAAUACGAAAAUCUACUGUUACAUACGGAGGUCAGGUGGUUAUCGCGAGGAAAAAUACUCCGACGUGUAUUUGAUCUCAAAGAUGAAAUCAGAAUAUUUCUACUUGAACGGGAACCAAAGCUAGCGGAAUAUUUCUUGAAUGAAAAUUGGCUGGCAACAGUUGGCUAUCUUUCGGAUAUUUUUGAAAAACUUAACGAUUUAAAUCUAUCGUUGCAAGGGAAGAGUACAAAUGUAUUGAUUUUAGCUAACAAAAUAAAAGCUUUUUGUAAGAAAAUAAGUUUGUGGAUAGACGAAAUCAGUGCUGAAAACUACGAGAUGUUUGCAUGUUUGGAGAAAUUUUCUGAAGAAAACAAUAUAAAGCUCGAAGAAGAAAUUAAAACCAAAAUCAUGAUGCAUCUUACAAAUCUUAAGCAAGACUUGGAAAUAAGAUUCCCAGAUACGUCAUACGGCGACCAAUGGAUCAUUAAUCCAUUCACUUGUGAUCUUAACACUGUGAAGAUGAACUUAAAAGAAAAGGAGCAGCUGAUCGAUUUAAUGUCCGAUGAAAGCCUUCGAUCUAUUUUCAAAACCACGGAUCUAUCCAAGUUCUGGAUAAUGACGGAAAAGAAUUAUCCACUGUUAUUCAAAACAUCUCUGCUGAAAUUGCUGCCAUUCGCAUCUACAUACCUUUGCGAGACAGCUUUCUCCACAUUAACUGCUGUAAAAACAAAAUAUCGCUCCAGACUUAACGUAGAACCUGAUUUGAGGGUGCCUGUUUCGGAUAAUAUAUCACCAAGAAUUAAUAUACUGACUGCAAGUGUGCAAUCACAAGGUUCACAUUAGUUUGUAAGGUUACGUAUAUGUACCUCUUUUUUUAAAUAAAAUAUUAAAAUAAUUGCUUGUCUCAUUUAAUGCCAUCAUAAAUAUUACUCGUAUAUUAAAUGCAUAUUUUCUGGUUUGCUCCAAUAUUACUUUCCAAAAUAAAUAAACUAUUUAAUAUAAAUAAUUUACGAAAUAAAAACAACUAACUUCGUUACCUGAACCAACCUUUGCACUUGUUAACUUAGUGAUUUUUUUUUCUGGGGUCGCUCAUAACUCUUUUUUUAAUUUUGGGGUCGCAAUAUCAAAAAGAUUGCGGACCGCUG